AUGUCGAGCACUAACGACACCCACAACUUCGCAGAAAAGGACGGUCAAUUCCGGCGUCAAGCUUCUCAAUUUCGCAACUUCAUCUCCUCCAACCAGAGUUCAGACUUUCCAGCCGAGAAAGAUCGAUAUGCGCUCUACAUUCAGCUCGGCUGCCCAUGGGCCCAUCGCACCAACAUUGUCCGUAGCUUAAAAGGGCUUGAGGAUGUCAUCCAGUUGAUUGCAUGGGAUGCGUCCCUCCUCCAUGAAGGUAAGGGAUGGGCGAUGUCCGGGAAGCCUGGAUUUGAAAAGGAGCCGUUGUAUGGGUUUACAAAUGCGAGGCAGUUAUACGAGAAGGCGGAUCCGGGGUAUACGGGGAGGUAUCUAGUACCAACGCUUUGGGACAAAAAGAAGGAGACCAUUGUGAGCAAUGAGUCCAGCGAAAUCAUUCGAAUGUUCUACACCGAAUUUGAUGCUCUCAUCCCAGAGCAUCUACGCGAAUCCGCCAAAGGUGACAAAGGCCUCUUUCCAUCCCAUCUCCGUCAAGAAAUUGAAGCUAUGAACGACUGGGUCUACAAUACUAUCAAUAAUGGUGUCUACAAGACUGGUUUUGCAACCACGCAAGAAGCAUAUGAGGAGCACGUGUACCCCAUCUUCGCAUCUCUCGAUCGCCUGGAAGAGCACCUCGGACAGCCAGGGCACGGCCCGUACCUCUUUGGAGAUUAUAUUACGGAAGCGGAUAUACGACUGUAUCCUACGCUAAUUAGAUUCGACGUUGCGUAUUUUACCAUAUUCAAGUGCAAUUUAAAGAUGAUCCGGUAUGAUUAUCCGAGGUUGCAUGAGUGGUUAAGGAGGCUGUAUUGGGAUAAGAGUGAGAAGACGAAUGGUGGGGCGUUCAAGAAGGACGUGAACUUCCAGGCGUAUAGAAACGGGUACGCGAGCGCCAUCAAAGCCAAGGUCGUCCCUGUCGGACCGAAACCCGACAUCCUACCCUUGUAG
Molecule: messenger RNA, 975 nt
Organism: Cucurbitaria berberidis CBS 394.84
Lineage: Eukaryota; Fungi; Ascomycota; Dothideomycetes; Pleosporales; Cucurbitariaceae
Exons: 4
Coding region: 1-975 (324 amino acids)
Cellular component (GO): cytoplasm
Molecular function (GO): glutathione transferase activity
Source: RefSeq, a predicted model, not a curated record